This is a messenger RNA of Mesorhabditis belari, 246 nucleotides long. The record is from the annotation of a GenBank genome assembly. Lineage: Eukaryota; Metazoa; Nematoda; Chromadorea; Rhabditida; Rhabditidae.
AUGUAUAAAUCAAAGAUUUUUCGAAGAGGCCAUAACGCACCGGCGUUCCUCGGAUUCGAGUCACAGGAUUUGUCGAACAUUGCGUACGGAGAUUUGCACGUGCCGUCAAUCGCGCUAAAGGACAUUCCCGUGCAACGCGAGCAACUCCGGCUAAAGCUGUGCUAUGGGAACAAAAAAGUGACGACUUUCAACGCGGAUCUCUCGCAGAAACAAGUACUUUUACUAUUAGUUUCUGUAAAAUUGAUC